AUGUCGAGCCUUCCACCUGGACCUGAUGAGCCCGAUGGCAACCACUCCCCUGCCAUCACAUCGACGACAUCCAGCUUCAUGGGCCGCCCGCCCCUCCAUCGCAGCGUAAGUCGCGGCUCGCAGUGGUCUGCUGCUGAAACUCCCCGCCAUCACCUUCAAGGGACGUCCUACUUUCCCGAGCCAGUCAGCGCCACUCCCCCCACCCAUCGGCGCAGUACUCAAGCAUUGAGGAACGCCUCAGCAGGCUCGAGGCGACAGCGUCCUGCUCGAAGCACGAGCAUGACGAGUUCACACGCGACGACGCUCAGCGAGGAGAAUGAGGAAGAGAACGACAACAGCAGCAGCAGCACAAGCAGUGACCACAUUCUUGAGGAAGAGGCUGACGCCGAAGUUGCGGCCGACGCGGAGGACGAGCAUGAGCACGAAGAAGACCUGAUUACGCUUAAGGACCGACAAUCGCUCAUCAACGUCGAGCACCCAUUCGGGCUGCCGAUCUGGAAGCCUGCAUUGUAUAAGAAGUCGCGCUCGGUGACGCGGUACGCGGACCAGGCGCUGCACUCAGUGCCGUCCGCACAGGCAGAACGCCAUUUGCUUCCGGGCAACAUCCUGUGGACGGUCGCGUUCGGCUGGUGGCUCGCACUCUGCUGCCUCGUAGUUGCGGCCAUGCUAUACGUCGUGCCCAAUGGAGGACGGCAGUACGCGACGCUCAUGUUCGGCCUCGGGUGGUACAUCGCAUGGCCGUUUGGCAAGUACGUCGAGGGCGACCCCGGAAGUACUCACACAGAUGACGAGGAGCGCGCGUCUGAUGCUAAUGCAGAGCACCCGGACGGGUCUGAGGCAGGAGAUGAGCAAGCACAAUCGUCAAGUGAAGCGGACACUGACUCCACACCGCGAGGAGACGCCUCUGAGGCGAGCCAUGACACAAUCACGCCGGGCGUAUUGGAACCGUCAACAGGAUAUUCAACAAUUAGACCCCAUGCAGCGCGGCGCCUGCAGGCAGGCUCUUGGAAUGAGGUGCCAGUGCCGGCCCCAACGGCUACGACAGCCUUGCUUACCGGGACAAUGGCUACAGCGGCGGGGACGACUCCUCAGUUGCGGCCGUCCAAGUCUUACGGUGCUACGGAGUUCAUGCCCAUCGCUCCUCCACAGUCAUAUUCGAUCGGGGCGCAAGAAGGCAAACACAGCGAUCUGCUCGGGAAGGCAGUCUUCCGGCUGCUGUUCAUCCUCAUCAUCGCUCCUCUCAUGUUUGUGGUCUCCGUGAUAUGCUGGGCCCUCAUUUUCACCAUUCCUAUGGCACGACUCAACUGGGCUCUGAUGAGAUACCUCAUCGAACAGCCAACACACAUCCGUUUCUGUGCUGCGCCGGUCGUUGCGGUUGCUGGGCAUCAAUCCGGCACGUCGGAGGAGCAAGGCGAGGAGGUUGGUGCGCCUCGAGAAGCGCCUGUCUCGUUCAAGCCUGCGAGAUUGGCUGCUGGGCAAACCGCGCCCUUCGGUUCACCCACAUCCACUGUCUUGUUGUGUACGUACAAGGCGUUUGGGUGGAAGUAUUACAAAUACACCGUCGGCGGUGUCAACAUAAUCUUCGUGAACCUGAUGGCCAUCGUGUUUUUCGUCAUCCUCGACUGGUUCGUGCUCGUGCCUCUGAUUGAGCGCAAACAGAAUGCUGGAGAUCACGUCCCUGGCAUCCUUGUAUUUCUAACGUCGCGUGCGCUGAUAUUCAUCAUGAGUCUGGCCAGUGUCAUCCCGCUGUCAUAUUUCAUUGGUAUGGCGGUGGCUUCCAUCUCGGCGCAAUCCUCCAUCGGAAUGGGUGCAGUCAUUAAUGCGACCUUUGGCUCGGUCAUCGAAGUGAUCCUAUAUGGCAUUGCUCUGACACAAGGUAAAGGCCACUUGGUCGAGGGCUCCAUCGUCGGAAGUUUACUGGCCGGUGUGCUGCUGAUGCCCGGAGUGAGCAUGUGUAGUGGCGCCGUUAGGACGAAAGAACAGAAGUUCAACGCCAAGAGUGCUGGAGUUACCAGCAUGUUGUUAAUUAUGGCUUUCAUCGGAACGCUUGCGCCGACAUUGUUUUACCAGAUUUAUGGCGGUUUCCAACUGGUCUGCGACGGAUGCCCUUCCAUAAAUGCAAGCACUCCUUGGACGUGCCAGCAUUGUUACUACAAGCAUCCUGAUCCUGUCGACGAUCCUUUUUAUCAGUCAACGGUAAAGACAUUCAUGUUCUUCUGUGCUGUCGUUUUGUUGCUGUCCUAUCUCAUUGGUCUGUGGUUCUCACUGCGUACGCACGCCAGCCAGAUUUGGCAGAACCCACAACAACUCCUCCACGCCAUGGAGAUGUCCACACAGGCCGGCCUGAACAGGGUGUCCCUCUACCAACGACUCGUUCCUGGUGCUCAUUCGUCCUCUCAGCAUCUAUCGCAUCCCUUGCAGCACAAGCAGAGCGCUGUCAGUGCAUCGGCAGAGAGUAUGAUCCAUUCAGGUGGCCAGACGCCGACCAAUCCAAGCACCUCAUUGAGUCCUAAUGCUCAUGCUCCUGUUACCGCUCCUCAAAGCCAGCCUUCGUCAUCUACGACCGGGAAACGGAUCUCAUAUGCUAAUCCGCCAGUUUUGCAGGGUGGUCUGUCGCCGUUCAUAGAGAGCGUCGACCAUGCGAUGAAGGACACUGGUCUUCACCCCACGUCGUUACCUGAGAAUAUGACAACAGACGAUUUUACGAGGGCGGUGGCGGUUGCGACCGUUAGCGCCCUGAGGCAUCAGCAGAAAUAUGCUCGUUCGCCCGCGAGAAUGCGAGCAUCAGCUGCGGAACUGGAGGGAGCUGGUGCACAUGGCGGACAUGAUGCGCCAUCUUGGAGUCGAACGACAAGCGCUAGCGUACUGUUGGCCUGCACUGCAUUGUAUGCCAUCAUUGCAGAACUACUUGUCAAUGUGGUUGACGUCGUACUCGAGGGUUCUGGUAUCGAGGAGAAAUUCUUGGGAGUGACGCUGUUUGCAUUGGUUCCCAACACAACCGAGUUUAUGAACGCGAUCUCAUUCGCUAUGAAUGGCAACAUUGCUCUUAGCAUGGAGAUAGGUUCAGCGUAUGCCUUGCAGGUCUGUCUGCUUCAAAUCCCUGCAAUGGUAGCAUUUUCCGCAUGGUAUGCGCCUGAGAAGAUGGGAUCCGUUGCGGAUACUUUCACGUUGAUCUUCCCUCGAUGGGAUGUUGUCGUGAUCAUUCUGUCUGUCUUCUUAUUGACCUACACAUAUAUCGAAGCGAAAAGCAACUAUCAUCGCGGUAGCAUCUUGAUUCUGAGUUACCUUGUCUUAAUCUCCGGAUUCUAUUUCGCUCCAAAGGACUUCGAUGACCAGCGAGACGAACGAGUCUUGAUUCCGUACUCCUACAUUGUAUCUAUCGCAUCCCAUUUUCUCUCGUCAUAGCAUCGGUUACAACAUACUCGCUUUCUAUCACCGCCUAUUUAUCUCGUCGUCCAUGUUUUCAUAUAAGUACAACAAUGUCCCUUCCUUAUCGCCAGUCAUGACCAAUGUUUCGUCAUCCACAUUGGAUAUUUUGGAGUGUAGGUGGCUGCUGAAUCAGUGUAGGCUCUGUAGUUUCUCCAAUAUAUCUUCCACUUCGGCUUGUGACAUCUUGACACGCUCUACUUCAAUUUCGCCUUGGAGGUAUGUGGAAGGGUUAGAUAACAAAAGGAACUGCUCCAGGAAGUCCCCAUCGAGGAAUCCAAAUGCUGACUCUGCCUCGCUGUGCCCUUUGGAGUUAGCAGGAGCUCUGUACCU
Laetiporus sulphureus 93-53 is the source of this 3759-nucleotide messenger RNA. RefSeq lists its product as uncharacterized. The coding region runs from base 1 to 3405 and encodes 1134 amino acids. Gene Ontology annotation, cellular component: endomembrane system; membrane. The transcript has 7 exons. Lineage: Eukaryota; Fungi; Basidiomycota; Agaricomycetes; Polyporales; Laetiporaceae. Gene Ontology annotation, biological process: calcium ion transmembrane transport; intracellular calcium ion homeostasis. The record is from RefSeq and is a predicted model, not a curated record. Gene Ontology annotation, molecular function: calcium:proton antiporter activity.